Phialemonium atrogriseum is the source of this 750-nucleotide messenger RNA. RefSeq names its product nagb/rpia/CoA transferase-like protein. The record is from RefSeq and is a predicted model, not a curated record. Gene Ontology annotation, biological process: tetrahydrofolate interconversion; folic acid-containing compound biosynthetic process. Gene Ontology annotation, cellular component: mitochondrion. The transcript is spliced from 2 exons. NCBI's taxonomy places the organism in Eukaryota, Fungi, Ascomycota, Sordariomycetes, Cephalothecales, Cephalothecaceae. Gene Ontology annotation, molecular function: 5-formyltetrahydrofolate cyclo-ligase activity. The coding region runs from base 1 to 750 and encodes 249 amino acids.
AUGGUCGAGGAGGAAGCUCAGAUGGCUUCGCUCUAUGCAGCCAAGCAGCAGCUGCGGUCUGCCAUGAAGCAGAGGCUGGGGGCCAUCUCGCAUGAGUCCGUCAUGUCACAGAGCUCGGUCGUCUUCAACAAGCUACAGUCGUUCAAGCCGUAUAGAGAUGCCAGCCGAGUCAGCAUCUUCCUGUCGAUGCCCAGCGGGGAGAUCCAGACUGAUGCAAUUGUCCGCCACGCUAUUGAAUCCGGGAAGGAGGUCUUCAUUCCUUACCUUCACAGGAAUCCGCUGUCAUCCCCAGGCCUUCCGGCCCGGGUCAUGGACAUGGUCCGCCUGCGAGAUAUCAAGGAUUACGAGGCUCUGGCACGAGACAAAUGGGGCAUCCCAAGUGUUGAUCCCGCCACGGUUCACGAGAGACAGAGGGUGCCUGGGGGGCCAGAUGCUCAUCACUCUGACCAGAUCCUGCUCGAUCUCAUUCUUAUGCCGGGUGUGGCUUUCGACAUCAGCCCGGACACCGGAGCGAUCAGGAGACUCGGGCAUGGAAAGGGCUUCUAUGAUUACUUCAUCGACAGGCACAAGAGCAAGGCUGCUUCUAUGGGACAGCCGGAAUCUUCUGUGUUGCUCUACGCUUUAGCUCUGUCCGAGCAAUUCCUGACGUCUCCUUCCCAAGGUUCGGUACCAGUUGGGUCGCUUGAUCAGCCCCUAGACGGCCUGAUCCUCGGCAAUGGAGAUAUCAAAUUGCCUCGUCGAGAUAAAUAG